CGCUCCCGCUCCCUCUCCCGCUCCCGGUCCCGGUCCCGCUCCCGUUCCCUUUCCCGCUCCCGUUCCCACUCCCUCUCCCUCUCCCGCUCCCGUUCCCUCUCCCGCUCCCUCUCCCGCCGCCUCUCCCUCUCCCGUUCCCGCUCCCGUUCCCGCUCCCUCUCCCUCUCCCGCUCCCGUUCCCGCUCCCUCUCCCGCUCCCUCUCCCGCUCCCGUUCCCGCUCCCGUUCCCGCUCCCUCUCCCGUUCCCUCUCCCGUUCCCUCUCCCGCUCCCGUUCCCGCUCCCGUUCCCUCUCCCGUUCCCGCUCCCUCUCCCGUUCCCGCUCCCGUUCCCGCUCCUGCUCCCGUUCCCGUUCCCGCUCCCGCGCGCUCUGCCCUGCCCUGCCCUGCCCUGCGCGGUCCCGCCCGCGGGGGACGCUCCGGGCGGCUCUCGGUCUCUGCUGCGGUGCCGGGCUCUCCUCGCGUUUCCGGACACGGCUCUUCUCUGCUGGCCCGGUCCGUCUCCCCUUCCCGCUGGGCCCUUUCGGAACAGCCGUGGCACAGCCACGAGUGAGCUCCCUUUUGUGGCUCCUCGCCGUGAGACCCCGACACCCCCGCGCGGAUGUGACCCCCACACUGUCCAGGUACAAAGCACCCGAGGCUCAGAGGGUACAGGUCCAGCCCAGCAUAAUGCUCAACAUCAGCAAGGAGCACCUGGCCCCCACAGCUGAUCUGCACAACUUCUCUGUGUGCAGCAGCAUUUGUCCUUGUUCUGUGACUGGAUUGCUGUGGAUUCCCGGUGCUGUGCAGAGAACUGGAAUGAAACCCUGGACAGCUUUUCCCCUUGGAAGUUGCAGGAAUCCUGUCCCACAAUGCCAUCUAUCCAGCUGCCCCUGCUACUCCUCUGCUUGACCUCGUGUGGUGUUUGCUUCAACGGGGGACACCUCCUUCCAGAGGAAAGGGAAAACAUGGGAAAAAGUCCCCUGGAUGACAUCCUUGCGAGACCUGAAAGCCUCACUCUUCAGUCUGUCUUCAAGAAAGCUGAAAAGGAAGAAGAGAUUAAUAAAGAAUCAAAUGCCCCUCUGUUACAAUGGCUUUCCAAAAGACAACACCCUGGGAAAAAGUAUCUAAGUAACCUGAAGAAGAGACAGCAUCCUGGAAAAAGAGAUAUUGUGGAAGAGACAUCCUAUGGAGACAUUCGGAAGAGGCAGCAUCCAGGAAAAAGAGAGAUGGAAGAUGACCUUGAUGUCUAUCUGGAGCUGAAAAGACAACAGCCUCCUGGCAGAAAGUCACAGUUGGAUCGGUUUGCUAACAGCCCUAGGGCACAGCUAACCUACAUGGAUGAGUUAUCCAAAAAAGAACAUCCAGACAGAAGGUAUCCAAUGUACAAGCACCAGCGUCCUAGCAAAAGAGGCUGGAAUUAUGAGGUAGAAUACAGUGAGAAACACCAGCAUCCUGGAGAAAGGCACUGGAAUUCUGCCAGCUCAGAUGACACAGGCCAUCAGGCGUCAUUCACCUGUCACAAAGGCAGCUUGUUGCUUGAUUUAGUAGAUGUUAGCAGAGACAGGGUAGAAGAAAAGCGUCAGCACCCAGGAAAGAACUCAGCAUUGGAGAGUGAAAAAGAGGAAUGAGAAAAUAAUUGUGUAGCACUUGCAUUUGGUGUAGUAAAUUGCCAGAUCACCAAAACAUUCUGUUCACUCAUUUUUGCCUUCCUGUUGCUGACCUCUGCACCUACCUUUCAGUGUGUUAAUGUCCCCAUCCAAGUUAAUGGCUUUGUCACACACUUAAAGCAAAGGAACUAAAGGACCCAUCUGAAUGGAACAGGCUGAGAAUCUUCAAUUCCCCCACUUUAGGAAGAGUGCUUAUUUUCUCAGGAGCCCAGACCCCAGAAUAAUCCAACUAUGUGUUCCUAAUUGACUGAAACAGGCUUGUAAAUUUCUGUUCUGAUGCUACUGAAAUAGAAUAAUUAUACGGUUUCCUCUCACCUCAGUGAAAUCAGUAAAUAGUGAGGGAGAAAAAAACAUAUGCCAAUUGUUUCAAAAUUAAAUAGAGCAGUUUUUCAGUUCUAUAUGAUAACAUUCUGGACACCUGAGUCCUUGUACACUACAAUCUGUCCAGACAGUAAGCACUAGAGAGAGACAGGAACAGUUUCAACUGGAACAAAAUAAAUGAAUGACUUGAUAGUCUGACUUGGAACUGGCACAGGAAAACCCUUUUCACCUAAGAUGCUACAGAGUGCAAACGGUUAAUACAUCCCUGGACAUCUAAAGCACAGCAGUGAUCCCCCUGACUGUGUACAGCCCACACUAGAACUCCCACCCUGGUGUGUCCACACUUCAGUCAUGCCCCUUGAAAUCAUGCCUUCUCCUCAGACAUUUAAUAAUAAAGCAAGAAGAAAUCCUUUCCAGUGAGGAUUUCUGACUUCUCUCAAAGGAAUGCUUUUACUUUCUGUGGUCAGACUUCCAAAAGUGUUUACUUGAUAUGAAUUAUUCAAUAAACAUAAAUAGUCAACUCUGGUGUCCUUAUUGGUUAUGCAAACACACUGGAAUAGCAUGAAAAACAUA
Messenger RNA from Poecile atricapillus (Black-capped chickadee), 2540 nucleotides. RefSeq names its product thyrotropin releasing hormone (gene TRH). The record is from RefSeq and is a predicted model, not a curated record. The transcript has 4 exons. Gene Ontology annotation, cellular component: extracellular region. The coding region runs from base 849 to 1607 and encodes 252 amino acids. NCBI's taxonomy places the organism in Eukaryota, Metazoa, Chordata, Aves, Passeriformes, Paridae. Gene Ontology annotation, molecular function: thyrotropin-releasing hormone activity. Gene Ontology annotation, biological process: hormone-mediated signaling pathway.